AAUUUCCUGUAGAUUUUUCAUAAAGCCAGUUUUUGGUCAGUUAAGUAAAUAUGUCAUAAGAUGUGAUCUACAGAUGUCUGAAAGCCCCUUUAAAUAUAUUAGACAAGUGUUGAAGUGACAAAAACAGAAAUGAAAAGCGAAUGAGGAACUAAUGAGAUUAUUUAAGAAUAUUUCCCUUUGUGUGUCACGAGAAAUCAUCAGCACCUGCUUCAACAUGCCAGCAUCUUCACGGUUACUGGACGGUCAUGAACUGACGUCUCCGUAUAAGAGUCUACAUGACAGCUAUGUGUCCAGUCGCAGGGACUCCAAGUGUCCCGUCUCGGCUCUGCUGGCCGCUGGAUGUCUGCUGGUUUUGGGGAUUUUAUUGGCCGUGGCUGUAAUAGAGACGUUAAAGAAUGAGGAUCGGAUCCACGAGGCUCUGAAUCCUCCUCAGACACCGCCGUGCUGUAAUCAAAGUGGCCCCAUCGAGCAGAGCAGUAUUGUUCUGGUUGAGAGUUUUCCUCUGGGUGUGGAUUACGGGAGGAAGGUGAAGGCUGGAGUGAAUCUGUUUGAAGCCUGGAAGGAUCUUCUGUCUUCGGCCUCCAAACAGAUCGACGUGGCGUCCUUCUACUGGUGUCUGACCGGCGAAGACAUCAGCGUCAACUCCUCCAGCGACACACCGGGCAGAGAGAUUUUAGAAGAGUUCAAGGCUUUACCGUCCAGAAACGUGUCUGUGCGCGUCGUCACCAGCAUCCCCACUUUAGCUCCCAAUUCAACCGACCUGAAAGCCCUCAAAGAACAAGGAGUGCAGAUACGCCGCGUGAACUUCGGACGUUUGACUAAAGGAAUCCUUCACUCCAAGUUCUGGAUCGUGGACGGGAAACACGUCUACAUCGGCAGCGCCAACAUGGACUGGAGAGCUUUAACGCAGGUCAAAGAGCUCGGUGUGGUCAUCUAUAACUCCAGCGCUCUGGCUGCUGACCUGCAGAAGAUCUUCCAGUCCUACUGGGUCACGGGUCGCUCCAACGCCUCCAUCCCGGAUCCCUGGCCUUCCGACUAUGACACCGACAUCAACGAGGAGCGUCCGCUGCUGCUCAAUCUGAGCGGAGUGGAGAGCAAAGCUUACAUCACGGCGUCUCCGCCGGUUUUCUGUCCGGACUCUCGCACACGAGAUCUGGACGCGAUCCUGUCGGCCAUCAGAGGAGCGCAGGACUUCAUUCAUGUGGCGGUCAUGGAGUUUUAUCCGGCUUCCAAGUUCUUCCAUCAUCACGGAUACUGGCCCGUGAUUGAAGACGCUCUGAAGCGCUCGGCUGUGGACAGAAACGUCUCCGUCUGUCUGCUGGUCAGCUGUGGACAGGAAACAGAUCCGGCCGUCUGGCCCUUCAUCAGAUCAUUAGACGCGCUUAAUUCGCCGUCAGACAACAUUAACAUCGCAGUGAGAGUGUUUGUGAUUCCAGCCGGAAACCAGUCACACAUGCCUUAUUCCAGAGUCAACCACAACAAAUACCUGGUGACGGAUAAAGUGGCGUAUGUCGGCACGUCUAACUGGUCAGCUGACUACUUCAACACCACAGCCGGCGUGGCUUUGGUGCUUUCCCAGGACGCUUCGGGAAGCUCGUUCCAUCAGCAGCUGAGAGCCGUGUUUGACAGAGACUGGAGCUCUCGAUACUCUCAUCCGCUCGCUGACCUCCACCGAAUCCACGACUGCGCUUUCUCCACGUCUGCACCCUCUCAGCAUGAAACCUGAAAUACUCAUAUAUCACGUGCAUGUUAAACUGUAAUAAGUCUCUAAAUAAGAGAACUUCUGUAUUUUUAAAGAAAAAAAUGAGUCUCUUAUGCAGUACAGUUAAAUCAAUAAUACAUUGAAUAGAUAAUAGAAUAGAUGUAGCAUUUCAGUGCUCUAGCUUGAAUAUAUAUCAAAGUAAUCAAAAUUAUUAGGACAGUUUUAU
Messenger RNA from Sinocyclocheilus anshuiensis, 1928 nucleotides. RefSeq names its product phospholipase D family member 4 (gene pld4). The coding region runs from base 152 to 1726 and encodes 524 amino acids. The transcript has 10 exons. NCBI's taxonomy places the organism in Eukaryota, Metazoa, Chordata, Actinopteri, Cypriniformes, Cyprinidae. Gene Ontology annotation, molecular function: catalytic activity. The record is from RefSeq and is a predicted model, not a curated record.